Leucoraja erinaceus (little skate) is the source of this 2487-nucleotide messenger RNA. It is a transcript of the gene stim1b, whose product is annotated as stromal interaction molecule 1b. Lineage: Eukaryota; Metazoa; Chordata; Chondrichthyes; Rajiformes; Rajidae. Gene Ontology annotation, molecular function: calcium channel regulator activity; protein binding; calcium ion binding. The record is from RefSeq and is a predicted model, not a curated record. The transcript has 13 exons. Gene Ontology annotation, biological process: intracellular calcium ion homeostasis; activation of store-operated calcium channel activity; store-operated calcium entry. Gene Ontology annotation, cellular component: plasma membrane; endoplasmic reticulum. The coding region runs from base 99 to 2267 and encodes 722 amino acids.
GAGGCCGAGCGGAGCGGACGGAGUAGAGCGGACUUGACUGCCUGAGUGAGGGAGCGCCGCGGCGGCCUGAGUGAGGGAGCGCCCGACCCGACCCCGCCAUGGAGGCCGGCGCCACGCUGCUGACCUGGCUGCUCUGCGCCACGCUGCUCAGGUGGAGCGGGGCAACGCUGGAGGAGGCGGCCGUGGCAGAUCUGUGCAGGAUCGACGAAGCCUCGUGCCACAUUGAGGAUGAGGUUCUCCGCUUCGAGGCCAUCAUGAGCAUUCACAAGCAGAUGGACGAUGACGCCAAUGGCAACGUGGAUGUGGAGGAGAGCGACGAGUUUUUGCGUGAAGACCUGAACUACCAAGAUGCGGCGGCCAAACACAGCACCUUCCAUGGGGGCGACAAGCUGAUCAGUGUGGAGGACCUGUGGAAAUCAUGGAAGAGUUCUGAAGUGUUCAACUGGACGGGAGAGGAGGUGAUUGAGUGGCUCAUCAACUACGUGGAGUUGCCGCAGUACGAGGAACACUUCAGAAAACUCAACAUCAAUGGACACGACAUGCCAAGGUUGGCCGUGAAUAAUCUGACCCUGGCCUGCUCUCUGCUGAAGGUCAACGACCGCAGUCACCGCCAGAAGCUGCAGCUCAAAGCUCUCGACACCGUGCUCUUCGGGCCACCCCUGUUGACCCGCCACAACCACCUGAAGGACUUCAUGCUGGUGGUGUCCAUUGUGAUUGGUGUGGGUGGCUGCUGGUUUGCCUACAUCCAGAACCGCUACUCCAAGGAGCACAUGAAGCGGAUGAUGAAGGACCUGGAGGGGCUGCAGAAGGCUGAGCAGAGCCUGCACGACCUGCAGGAGAGGCUGCUGAAGGCACAGGAGGAGCACCGCUCGGUGGAGGUGGAGAAGGUGAACCUGGAGCAGAAGCUGCGGGACGAGAUCAAUGCGGCCAAGCAGGAGGCCCAGCGGCUGCGGGAGCUCCGCGAGGGGACCGUCAACCAGCUGAGCCGACAGAAAUACGCCGAGGAGGAGUUGGAACAGGUGGGAGUUGUCCGCAUGGCGCUGAAGAAGGCGGAGAAGGAGCUGGAGUCACGGGGCAGCUGGUCGCCGCCCGACAGCCUGCAGAAGUGGCUGCAGCUCACACACGAGGUGGAAGUCCAGUACUACAACAUCAAGAAGCAGAGUGCCGAGCGGCAGCUCUAUAUUGCCAAGGAAGGGGCAGAGAAGAUCAAGAAAAAGAGGAACACCUUGUUUGGGACAUUCCACGUAGCGCACAGCUCCUCACUGGACGACGUCGAUCACAAAAUCCUCGCCGCAAAACAGUCGCUGAGUGAGGUGACAGCGGCCCUGCGGGAACGGCUCCACCGCUGGCAGCAAGUGGAGAUGCUGUGUAAGUUCCAGAUCGUGAACAACCCCGGGAUCAGUGCGCUCCACGCCGUGCUGAACAUGGAUCCAAGCUGGCUUGGACAAUCCCGAUCCACGCCGACACACUUCAUCCUCACCGAUGACCUGGAUGAUAUGGAGGAGGAACUGGUGACUCCCGUCACCCUCCAAUAUAUGGCAUGGUUAAUGGAUCACAGAGUUACUGACCGCUCCCGGACACCCAUAGACAGUCUGUCGACAUGGAGCUCCACGGCCUCUCUCAGUGCUCACCCAUCGGUUCGCCAGCGCCAGGUGGAGGGCCAGCACACGGCACCAUCACAGAGGGAACUAAACCACUCGGACCAGGAGUCGUGCAGUGAGCCGCCUCGCCCGCCUGCCUCCUCCCCCCACGCCCACAGCUCCGGCCCCCGCUCGCUGCCCUCCAGACCCUGCUCCCUGCUGAAACUGACCGAGGAGCUGACCCCCACCCACAGCACGGCCUCGGACUCUAACACGCCCACCCCCAACGGCAGCAGCCAGGCGGGCGACUCUCUGGGCAGCAUGUACUCGGAGAGCGUGGCCGACACUCCCCCCGCCGCCAGGAAGCCCCCCUCCGCCCGCGGCCUGGAGAAGUCGGCCAGCCUGAGCGAGAUCCACCGCGGCAACGAGGGGUCGGCCAUCAGCCCGUCCGAAUCGUCCCGCUCCCUCAGCCCCACCUCCACCGAGCCCGAAGCUGCCGCCGCCUCCGCCGCCGGCACCGGCCAACCGCAGCCCCGCGACGGCGGCUCCAAGACCACCAAGAUCCCGCAGCUGGCCACCAAAAAAUCCCCCAUGGAAGAUGACAGCACCUCGACCGGCGAGGACACAGAGCCCAACCCCAGCAAGAAAAAACCUGGCUUCAAACUCUUCAAGAAGAAGGUGAAGUAGUCGUCUAGACUACAGUGGUCUAGAGACACACCAGAACUGUCGCAGUGAGUGAGUGAGUGAGAGUGAGGGGGCAGACUCUCUCACACACACCUUCACUCAAGUCCGCAGGCUUUGUCCCCAGGGAGUGGAUUUUAUUUAAUCUUAUUUAUUUUACAGACUGGUGUUUCCUGUUUGGUGACGGAGCAGCUAGAGGCGGCCGUUCCCGCGCCUCCCCCCCCCC